AUGGCGAAGGAAGAUGAGUCAUGUGGGAACAGGGUGGUGCUGACAGCGUUCCAACAGGAGAAGGAAGUGAAGCUGAAAAGCUCUCCGGCUGAUCUGGUGACAGAAACGGACCAACGGGUUGAGAUGAUCCUCUUGUCUGCCAUCAGGAGCCAGUAUCCUCAGCACAGGUUCAUCGGGGAGGAGUCUGUGGCUGCCGGCGAGCGUGUAGAGCUGACCGAUCGCCCCACCUGGAUCAUUGACCCCAUUGAUGGGACCGUGAACUUUGUCCACAGGUUCCCAUUUGUUGCCAUCUCCAUCGCCUUCACGGUCAACAAGCAGACGGAGUUCGGGAUCGUGUACAGCUGUGUCGAUGACAAACUGUUCCACGCUCAAAGAGGAAGAGGAGCGUUCCUGAACGGAGAGCCGCUGCACGUCUCUGGACAGGAAGAUAUCAGCCAGUGUGUGGUGGUGACAGAGAUUGGGGCAGAGCGUGACGACCUUGCGUUGUGCACCGUGACCUCCAACAUCUUCAGACUGCUGAAGCUUCCUGUGCACGGAGUGCGUGCACUGGGCACAGCAGCGGUUGACAUGUGUCAGGUGGCGACGGGCGGUGCCGACGCCUACUAUCACAUCGGGAUGCACUGCUGGGACAUCGCCGCCUCCGCCAUCAUUGUCCGGGAAGCUGGAGGCGUUGUCAGAGACACCGACGGCUCAGAGUUUGACAUGAUGUCCCGAAGAGUCAUCGCCGCCAGCUCCGCCGCCGUAGCCAGUCGCAUCGCUCAGGUGAUCCGGCCGUUCCCCUGUAGCCGUGACGAUGAUGACCAACACAGGUGUGUGUGUGGGGCGACCGGUGUGAACAGACUGUAGGUCAGCUGACAGGAAGUGUGCUGCUGCAGUGAUUAGUGACACUUCUGUGAUCAAUGAACCAAUAAAAAUCUGCGUGCAAA
This is a messenger RNA of Neolamprologus brichardi, 926 nucleotides long. NCBI's taxonomy places the organism in Eukaryota, Metazoa, Chordata, Actinopteri, Cichliformes, Cichlidae. The record is from RefSeq and is a predicted model, not a curated record.